Messenger RNA from Ornithodoros turicata, 3395 nucleotides. Its product is annotated as zinc finger protein 431-like. Gene Ontology annotation, biological process: regulation of transcription by RNA polymerase II. The record is from RefSeq and is a predicted model, not a curated record. The transcript has 3 exons. Gene Ontology annotation, molecular function: RNA polymerase II transcription regulatory region sequence-specific DNA binding; DNA-binding transcription factor activity, RNA polymerase II-specific. NCBI's taxonomy places the organism in Eukaryota, Metazoa, Arthropoda, Arachnida, Ixodida, Argasidae. Gene Ontology annotation, cellular component: nucleus. The coding region runs from base 98 to 2758 and encodes 886 amino acids.
UUUGCAUGGGCCGCGGACAGCGAUUAGGAGGAAGCAAGAGGUACUUGUGUCUCCGAGCCACCACGUGUCAGCCCCUUUGGAAUCACGACUCCAAGAAAUGCAGCUCUCCCAGGAGUUCCGCGGUCAGCUCGUGAGAGUGAAAUCGGAACCACUUGAUGUAGCAUCGUGCCUGCCAGAAGAGGGCCAGGUACAUCAACAGCACUGCGGAGUUCCGGCUGGGAUGUGUCGCAUUAAAGAAGAACCUCCAGAGGAGUCUUCAAAGGAACAUCCAAUCAUAGAAGUCAAAACAGAGCCUUAUAACGUUGCAAUCUUGACAGAACAGGACCAUAUGGGGCACCACUGUGAUUCAACACCGGAAGGAGCAAGAGAGAGCACAGGUACGCUCCAUAUUGAGAAGGACCAGCCCAGAGGCACUUGUGAUCUAGAAUCUUCAGGUUUCACUUCUUCAGAGGCACAGUUCAAGAUAAGCACAAUAACCCCUGGACCACAAUACAACAACACCUCACUAGUCACUACGGACGGUAGAACCACAGAGCGGCCUCCAGACGAGAGCAAGCCAUGUGCACUUGCAUGCACAUCGAAAGACAGCCUGAAACAGCACAUGUGUCAGAGCGAGUCUGAAAUGCGUUCCAUUACUUCUCCACCAGAUGAUAAGAUGGGAGAGGAGGGUUUCACGUACGACAUCUGUGCCCCUGCAUUCUCACCGUCUGGGAGUGACGAGAGCCACGUGUCAAAGCGUACUGACGAGAAGCAAAGCAAGUCCAAUCUCUGCCAGAGCUUGAGUCUGGGGUGUCACAAGCAAACGUAUACGAACAAGAAACCGCACAAGUGUGACCUCUGCCCGGCGAAGUUCAGCUGGGUUGCGCACCUGCGACUUCACAAGCGAGUGCACACUGGCAAAAAGCCAUACAAAUGCGAUACCUGCCCGUCAGAGUUCAGCCAGAGCUGCCAGCUACAGCGUCACAAGCAGACACACACGGGCGAGGAGCCUUACAAGUGCCAUCUCUGUCCUGCAAAGUUCAGCCAUAGUAGGGGCCUGAGGUAUCACAAGCGGACACACACAGACGAGAAGCCAGACAAGAGCAAUGUCUGCCCUGCUGAGUUCAGCAAGAGUACGCACCUACAGGACCACAAUUUGACACACAUGGGCGAGAAGCCGUACAAGUGUAAUCUCUGUCCUGCAGAGUUCAGCCAUAGUGCAAGCUUGUCGUGUCACAAGAGGACACAUACAGGUGAGAAGCCAUACAAGUGCGAUGUCUGCCCCGCCAGAUUCAACCGUAGCGGGAUCCUGCAACUGCACAAGAGGACACAUACGGGCGAGAAGCCGUACAAGUGCGACGUCUGCCCUGCAGUGUUCAGUUGGAGCAGGAGUCUACAGCUGCACAAGAGGAGACACACGGGCGAGAAACCAUACAAGUGCGAUGUCUGCCCUGCGGAGUUCAGCUUGAGCGGGGGUCUACAGGUGCACAGGAGGAAGCACACGGGCGAGAAGCCGUACAAGUGCAACCUCUGUCCUGCAGAGUUCAGGCACGGCGCGGGCCUGUCAUAUCACAGGCGGACGCACUCGGGCGAGAAGCCAUACAAGUGUGAUGUCUGCCCGGCGGUGUUCAGCCAGAGCGGGAACCUACAGCAGCACAAGAGGACACACACGGGCGACAAGCCAUACAAGUGCGAUCUCUGCCCUGCGGAGUUCCGCCAGCGCGGGAGUCUACAGCUGCACAAUAGGACGCACACGGGUGAGAAGCCGUACAAGUGCAACCUCUGUCCUGCAGAGUUCAAGUACAGAGCGGGCCUGUCAUACCACAAGCGGACUCACACGGGCGAGAAGCCAUACAAGUGCGAUGUCUGCUCUGCGGAGUUCAGCUUGUUGGGGAUCCUACAGAAGCACAACAGGACACACACUGGUGAGAAGCCGUACAAGUGCGAUGUCUGCCAUGUGGAGUUCAGUCAGAAAGUGCACUUACAACAGCACAAGCGGACACACACAGGCGAGAAGCCGUACAAGUGCGAUGUCUGCCCUGCCAAAUUCAGCCGUAGCGGGAUCCUGCAAGUGCACAAGAGGACACAUACGGGCGAGAGGCCAUACAAGUGCGACGUCUGCCCUGCAGUGUUCAGUUGGAGCAGGAGUCUACAGCUGCACAAGAGGAGACACACGGGCGAGAAACCAUUCAAGUGCGAUGUCUGCCCUGCGGAGUUCAGCGUUAGGGGGGGUCUACAGGUGCACAGGCGGACGCACACGGGUGAGAAGCCAUACAAGUGUGAUGUCUGCCCGGCGGUGUUCAGCCAGAGCGGGAACCUACAGCAUCACAAGAGGACACACACGGGCGACAAGCCAUACAAGUGCGAUCUCUGCCCUGCGGAGUUCUACCAACGCGGGAGUCUACAGCUGCACAAUAGGACGCACACGGGCGAGAAGCCGUACAAGUGCAACCUCUGUCCUGCAGAGUUCACGCACAGAGCGGGCCUGUCAUACCACAAGCGGACUCACACGGGCGAGAAGCCAUACAAGUGCGACGUCUGCUCUGCGGAGUUCAGCCUGAUCGGGAACCUACAGAAGCACAAGAGGACACACACUGGCGAGAAGCCGUACAAGUGCGAUGUCUGCCAUGUGGAGUUCAGUCAGAGAGCACACCUACAACGGCACAAGCGGACACACACAGGCAAGAAACCGUACAAGUGCGAUCUCUGUCCUGUAAAGUUUGCCCGCAGCGCGACUCUGAGAAAGCACAAGCAGACACACACGUGCAAGGAGCCGUAGAUGUGCAGUUUCUGUCCUGCAGAGUUCAGCCGGAGUAAGCACCUGCGGGACCGUAAUUGGGCACACAGAGGCAAAAAGCAAUACAAGUGCAAUGUCUGCCCUGCAGUGUUCAGCUAGAGAGGGACCCUACUGCUUCGCGCCUACGGGCGAGAAGCCAUACAAGGGCGAUGUCUGCCCUGCCAAAUUAAGCCACAGUGUGGGCCUAGGGCAACACAUGUAGACCCAGACAGGUGCAAAGCCACACUGAAGCAUUCUCUGUUCUGCAGACUUGAAGGACAUCACAAACCUGCAGUGUUACAAGUGGGUGUGCAUUGGUGUGAAACUAUGUAAAUGCAGCAUCUGUCCUGCAGAGUUCAUUCACUUGGUGAACAGACACCAGCCAGAGAACAAAACAGCUGCAGGAAGAGGCAGAGCAGGGACCUGUGGCUUCACACGUACCCACGAGAGACAAUGAAACUGUGAAAGCGCAGAGGCCAAGUAACUCGUACACGUGAAAGAGGUUGUCCAAUUAAGUGUCGGUUCUGUUCUGUCGCAUAUGUCCUCGUGUCCAGGAAAAAAAAGGUCCCGCUAAAACCCCAGCUCAAGGUCAUCAUUUUUAUCGAUGUCGAUCGAGUGAACAACGGAAACAAAUGAAAGA